Messenger RNA from Cornus florida, 1075 nucleotides. Its product is annotated as jacalin-related lectin 3-like. Gene Ontology annotation, molecular function: carbohydrate binding. Lineage: Eukaryota; Viridiplantae; Streptophyta; Magnoliopsida; Cornales; Cornaceae. The transcript has 3 exons. Bases 1 to 852 code for a protein of 283 amino acids. The record is from RefSeq and is a predicted model, not a curated record.
AUGGGGGUGAGGAUCAAAUUAGAUGGAAAAAUAAUUUCAGCUUCAAGUCAGCAUGGGAGGUUUGUAGAGAAAUUAAUCAACCAGUUUGCUGGUCUGGGCUGUGUUGGAGUGGGGGGAGACCUAUAUGAUGACGGAACUUACAACACGGUAAGGGAAGUAAUUAUAUACUUGGCCGGACCGGAAAUUGGAUCCAUCCAAAUUGUCUAUGAUGAUAGAGGAAGGCCAGUAUGGGGAAACAAGCAUGGUUUUUGCGGCAGACAAUCAUACAGGGUGAAAUUAAACUAUCCUGCCGAAUAUCUCGUUUCAAUAUCAGGGUAUUGUGGGUGCUAUCUUAAUACAUAUGUUGUUGUGAAAUCUCUUACAUUACACAAUAAUAUAAAACAAUAUGGACCAUAUGGUAAGGAAGAAGGAUGUUGUUUUAUGACCCCAUUAACUGCUGGCAAGAUUGUCGGAUUCUUUGGAAGGGUGGGCGAACGUUUGGAUUCAAUUGGGGUAUACAUUAAGCCAUUCCAAACUACAACACCUUGUGUUGGUCCAUUUGGAACUACGGAUGGACAACAAUGGGAUGUCGGAACUUAUCAUGCAUUUGGAACUACGGGUGGACAGCAGUGGGAUGAAGGAAUUAACCAUUCAUUUGAAACUACUAGUGGACAACAGUGGGAUGACGGAACUUACAAUGCAUUAGGAACUAUUGGUGGACAACAGUGGAAUGAUGGAACUUACAAUACUAUUGGUGGACAACAAUGGGAUGAUGGAACUUACGGCAUGGUAAGGGAAUUAAUUUUAUACUCCAGAUCAGUUAUUGAUUCCACCCAAGUUGUGGAUAAUGACCCUAUAUGUUUGCUUUUUUAAAAAAAAAAGAAAAUAAAAAAUAAAAGAAGAAGAAGAAGAAGAAGUUAAUAUUAUACUAUAUACUAAAAAUGCCAUUAUGAUUUAUUAUUUAUUUAUUAUUAUUAUUAUUAUUUUUUUUUUAAGUGUUAGAACUAUUUUUUAUCUUUCACUCAUUACAAACUCUCCACCUCCCUCCUAUCUCAUUUUAUUUUUUGUUCUCAUAAAAUUGUAUAUUUUGUUUGUA